AUCAAUAGUUGUAUUUUUAAAAAAUAAUUCUCAAAAAUUAUAUUUUAGGAAAGUUUUCAUUUUUUAUAGAAAUAUUUUAGAUUAGGGGUUGUGAUUUAUAAAUUAGGAUUACAAGAAUUUUUGUUGAUAGAUGAGUAUUUUUUAAGAUUUUUUUAUCAAUAGGUUUUUUAUUUUAGAUAAAAUUCUCAAAAAUUCUAUUUAUGGAAAGUUUUUAUUUUUAUUGAGAACUAUUGUAGUUUUGAUGUUCUGAUUUAGAAAUUAGGAUAACAAGAGUUUUUGUUGAUAGAUGUGUAUUCUUUAAGAUUUUUUUAUCAAUACGUUGUAUAUUUUAGAUAAAUUGUCUAAAAUUUUAUUUAAGGAAAAUUUUUAUUUUUAUUGAGAACUAUUGUAGUUUUGGGGUUCUGAUUUAGAAAUUUUGAUAACAAGAAUUUUUGUUGAUAGAUGUGUAUUCUUUUAGAUUUUUUGAUCAAUAGUUGUAAUUUUAAAAUAUAAUUCUCAAAAAUUCUAUUUUAUGAAAGUUUUCAUUUUUUAUAGAAAUAUUGUAGAUUUGGGGUUGUGAUUUAGAUAUUAGGAUAACAAGAAUUUUUGUUGAUAGAUGAGUAUUUUUUUAAGAUUUUUUAAUCAAUAGGUUGUAUAUUUUAGAUAAAAUUCUCAAAAUUCUAUUUAAGGAAAGUUUUUAUUUUUAUUGAGAAUUAUUGUACAUUACUUUUAAAGUCUCUAAAACUUUAAUAACAGAACUUAAGUUUUAAAUCUAUAUAUAAAUCGACAACUAAUGCCUAAUGAUUGGCCUAUAUUACUUUUAAUCCACCAUAAGCCUGUUAAAAGAUGUCACUAGUUGGAACUAUUAUAGCUUUAAAACGUUGUAAGAUGUCCUUGAAAAUUUUAGCCAUUCUUAGUAGUACUAUGACGAAAAUUUCGGGAUCGACUCUACAUAAAAUAGGUCAACAUGUGUUCCAUUUAGUAUUGUCCUUAUAUACUAGAUCUCGCAGGUUCUGUUAGGCUGAUCCUAUGUAUUUAGGCGUCUAAAACAGAACUAAAUAUCUUGAUAACUUUAAUCUUUUAUAUGAAUUUUAGCGCAUAAUAUUAGUGCUUUACGAGUUUGAAUAUUGGUCACCUUAGUAUGCAUUAUUACCUACACACAUACACAUGUUAUAUUUAAAUUGUAUCUAAAAAUGGUUCUGAAUAUUUUUGGUCGUAUACACAUAUAUACAUUUAUACCUAUACAAGGAAAUGGUAUAUUUUAGAAAAUGGUAAAGCGUGGGGAGAAGAAUAUAAGGUGACAAAUAUUCCAACGAGUUUUUUUUUAAACAUAAUGUCAGAGAACUGAAACUGUUCUUAACAGAGCAACCAUGAAAGAUGUAUGCGUGGGGUUCUUCUCUUUCCUCAGGUUUCCAUUUUUGGCAAUCAAAAAGAUUACAUACGAUAACACAACCAUCACCGAAUCACAAACAUCACAUGCCUAUAUGUAUAUGUCUCUGUGUUGUAUAUUAGACAUUGUUCUAGGAGAGAGACCAAGAGAAGAAGAGUUAGAUGGAUAUCUCAUUUUUCCAAGCAUACCCUUUUGAUCUCCCUUGCAGUAGAGCAUUUAAUGGGGAUGGAGAAAACAAUGUAGUGGAGUUCUCUAAUAAAACAAUGAUGGUGAAGGUGAGUGAUGAAUCAAAGAAGAAGCAGAGAGGUUCUAGGGUUUGUAGUAGAGGACAUUGGAGAGUUUCUGAGGAUUCUCAGCUCACGGAACUUGUUUCUGUUCACGGUCCUCAAAACUGGAACCACAUUGCAGAGAAGAUGCAAGGACGAACAGGCAAGAGUUGCAGACUGAGGUGGUUUAACCAGUUAGACCCAAGGAUCAACAAGAGAGCUUUCAGUGUUGAGGAAGAAGAGAGGCUACUUGCAGCUCACGGAGCAUUUGGUAACAAAUGGGCUAUGAUUGCUAAGAUUUUCAAUGGAAGAACAGACAAUGCCUUAAAGAAUCAUUGGCAUGUCCUCAUGGCAAGAAAGUUGAGGCAGCAAUCAAGUUCUUACACCAGGAGAUUCAAUGGGUCUGCUCAUAAACCUAAUGCAGAUCACACAAGCUUCAAUAUCUCUCCUGGUUCUGUAGAUGAUGACGAGAUGAAUAUGGAAAAGAACAGCUGGAAAAUGCUAAAAGAGGGAACAACUAACAUGAAAGCUCAGUAUCUCCAAGAAGAGUAUCGUUCUCCACGCAUGCCAAUGCAUGGCCACUACUCAACCUUCUCUGCAGAUUCCUUGGCACUGACACUGCAUGUCUCCAUCCAAGAACCAUCAUCAUCAUUGUCGUCAUUAUCACUGCCAUCAUCAUCAGCAGAAUAUACAAUGGUGGCCACCAAACCUCCAGCAUUUAUAGAUUUUCUUGGGGUGGGCCACCAAAGCCUCAACAUCUAAAGGAAACAAAAAAAGAGUGGGAGCUAAUCAAGAACUUGGUUACUCCUAUCAUUGUUAUCAGAUUCCAUGUCUUUUUUUUUUUUAUCAACUUCAGAUUCCAUGUCUUUAUGUAAGCUAUUAACAUGACAAGCUAAGAAAUCAUCAAGUGUCUUCUUUUCUAUUUCUCCAUGUGCUAUUUAUUAAAUUUCUUGACAAAAUAUUGAAAACCUGAUUAAUAUCAUUGUUGUACAAUUACUCAAAAGUUUUCAAAAUAUCAUGAAAGUCUGAUUAAUAUCAAGAAUCAUGUCUAAGUGUUUUAACAUACACAAUCUCAUCCCAAAAGGAUAAGGAUCAAUAAGCUAAGAGUGUGCUUUGAAGUACAAAAGAAUUGAUAUGGUUAAAGAAAAAUAUAAUAUCAUAUGAUUCA
Molecule: messenger RNA, 2803 nt
Organism: Brassica rapa (field mustard)
Lineage: Eukaryota; Viridiplantae; Streptophyta; Magnoliopsida; Brassicales; Brassicaceae
Product: transcription factor MYB117
Biological process (GO): regulation of DNA-templated transcription
Cellular component (GO): nucleus
Molecular function (GO): DNA-binding transcription factor activity, RNA polymerase II-specific; RNA polymerase II cis-regulatory region sequence-specific DNA binding
Source: RefSeq, a predicted model, not a curated record